ACUAUCAAAUAAACAAACGUCGCGCGCGCAAUUUCCUUCAUCGCGAUGUGUGGUCGCACGUGUUUAACACUUGACCCCAAGGAGCUGGAAUGCUGCUGCAAGUAUCGAAAAGCGGUCGACGGUAAACCGAAAACACCACGCUUCCGGAACGAGUACAACUGCGGCAAAAAAUACCAACCAUCGUACAACGUCGCACCGACCGAUGUGACCCCGGUCCUGGUGUCCGCCUUGCAUUUCGAUGAUGCGGCCGAUUCAGCGGAUCGUUUGCUGGUGCCCAUGAUGUGGGGUAUGGUGCCCCGAUGGCACAAAGGCGACUUUCGGAAGCACGGACUCACGACGAACAACUGCCGGCUGGAAGGGCUGGCAUUUUCCAAACUGUACGGUCCGCCGCUUGCUUCCGGCCAACGUUGUGUGAUACUGAGCGAGGGUUUCUACGAGUGGCAGACGGUAAAACCGCUGAAGGCCUCGGAACGGCCCGCUUUCUACGUGCACAUGCCUCAGGUAGACGAGAAGGUCAAGAUGAGCGACAAGAGUACCUGGAAGGUGGACAACGGAGAGUUUAGAUUGCUUCGUAUGGCCGGGCUGUUCGAUGUGUGGAACGAUGAAAACGGGGACAAACUUUACAGCUACACGGUGAUCACGUUCGAAACGAGCGGCAAGUUCGCCGAGGUCCAUCAUCGGUCGCCCGCGAUUCUCGAAACCGAGGAUCAGGUAACCGAUUGGCUCGACUACAAGCGAGUCCCUUCGGCCAGAGCGCUUAAUAUGCUGCAGCCUUGCCACAAUCUUCGUUGGUACCGUAUCUCCAAUAUUGUGAAUAAUUCACGCAACAAGUCGGAUCAAUGCAAUAAGCCGGUCGAGGACGUGAAACCAACUGCGGGGGGAUCUAAAUCCACGCCGAAGAGUAAGCUGAUGCAGUCCUGGUUGAUUGUAAAGAAGCGCAAACUGGAUGAGGACGAACCAAAGGAGGACGAUGCAGACAAACAAGCCAUUAAAUCGGAAUCUGAGUCGGAACCGGCGGAGAAAAAACCCAAACCGGAACCCGAUGCAUCGUGAAGCAAGCAUCUUGUUGAAACAUUUUGAAUUACUACUUCUGUGAAGUUCACUUGAAGGUGCGGAAAUAGAACCAC
Anopheles darlingi is the source of this 1127-nucleotide messenger RNA. Its product is annotated as abasic site processing protein HMCES. Bases 46 to 1053 code for a protein of 335 amino acids. The record is from RefSeq and is a predicted model, not a curated record. The transcript has 2 exons. NCBI's taxonomy places the organism in Eukaryota, Metazoa, Arthropoda, Insecta, Diptera, Culicidae. Gene Ontology annotation, biological process: DNA damage response. Gene Ontology annotation, molecular function: single-stranded DNA binding.